This is a messenger RNA of Dentiscutata heterogama, 179 nucleotides long. Lineage: Eukaryota; Fungi; Glomeromycota; Glomeromycetes; Diversisporales; Gigasporaceae. The record is from the annotation of a GenBank genome assembly.
AUGCAAAAGGUGAAUAAUGAGACUUUUAGAAGCAUUAAACCAAAUUUCUCACCUUGUCCAAUACCUAUUACUGCUCAGGAGGAAACAGCAGCCAUAGAUGAAAAAAAUAUGAUGAAAAAAGAGCUUUUAGCAAUUAUUAAUUCAUUGCUAAAUUCUAUUAAUAUUUCAGAUUAUCCAAA